This is a messenger RNA of Ricinus communis (castor bean), 1238 nucleotides long. Its product is annotated as senescence-specific cysteine protease SAG39. The record is from RefSeq and is a predicted model, not a curated record. Lineage: Eukaryota; Viridiplantae; Streptophyta; Magnoliopsida; Malpighiales; Euphorbiaceae. The transcript has 2 exons. The coding region runs from base 5 to 1027 and encodes 340 amino acids. Gene Ontology annotation, molecular function: cysteine-type endopeptidase activity. Gene Ontology annotation, cellular component: lysosome.
UCCAAUGGCAUUCACUACCCGAAAUGGUUGCAUCAGUUUGGCACUCAUCUUCCUUUUGGGAGCUUUGGUUUCUCAAGCCAUGGCUCGUACUCUCCAAGAUGCUUCAAUGCAUGAGAAGCAUGAAGAAUGGAUGAGUCGUUUUGGACGUGUAUACAAUGAUGGUAAUGAGAAGGAAAUCCGUUACAAAAUAUUCAAGGAAAAUGUUCAACGCAUAGAAUCCUUCAAUAAAGCGUCAGGGAAAUCAUACAAGCUAGGCAUAAAUCAGUUUGCAGAUCUUACUAACGAAGAGUUUAAAACCUCAAGAAACAGAUUCAAGGGUCAUAUGUGUUCUUCGCAAGCAGGCCCUUUCAGAUAUGAAAACCUUACUGCAGCACCAUCUUCCAUGGACUGGAGAAAGAAAGGAGCUGUUACAGCCAUCAAGGAUCAAGGCCAGUGCGGAUCCUGCUGGGCGUUUUCAGCAGUGGCUGCAGUAGAAGGAAUCACUCAGCUAGCAACUAGUAAACUGAUCUCACUUUCCGAGCAAGAACUAGUUGACUGCGACACUAAGGGAGAGGAUCAGGGCUGCCAAGGCGGUCUAAUGGAUGAUGCCUUUAAAUUCAUUGAACAAAAUCAAGGGCUGACCACUGAGGCUAACUAUCCUUAUGAGGGGUCUGAUGGAACAUGCAACACCAAGCAGGAAGCCAAUCAUGCAGCCAAGAUAAAUGGUUUUGAAGAUGUGCCAGCCAACAACGAGGGAGCACUGAUGAAGGCUGUUGCAAAGCAACCAGUUUCUGUCGCAAUUGAUGCUGGUGGUUUCGGGUUUCAGUUCUAUUCAAGUGGCAUUUUCACAGGAGAUUGCGGAACUGAACUAGAUCAUGGUGUUGCCGCUGUUGGGUACGGAGAGAGCAACGGAAUGAAUUAUUGGCUGGUGAAAAAUUCAUGGGGAACGCAAUGGGGCGAAGAAGGGUACAUAAGAAUGCAAAAAGACAUUGAUGCUAAGGAAGGACUUUGUGGUAUCGCAAUGCAGGCAUCUUACCCUACUGCUUGAAGUUCAAGAUCUAUGAAAAAUGCCAUUGAAGCACUGAAUGCAUAAAACAGUGUUUCUACCACUAUAUGUGGAUUCUGUGUAUAAUCUCAGAUAGACGAUGCACAGUUGAUCGUCCUCCUAUCAGAUAUUUAUGUAUAUGUAUAUAGCUUUAAUCUACAACUGAAAUUACUAUAAUAUGUAUGUGGAUAUAUAUUAUGCAAAAAAAAGCAAG